CAAUAAAGCAAGUUCUGUUUCUGUGUCCGACACUCCGCCUCCGACUCCUUUUCUCCGGCGCUACAGUAGCACUAAUUCGGUUUGCAAACAGCUGUUACGCGUGAAAUAGAAGAAAAAGAUGUAACCAAUGGAGCACACAAAGCCGAGGCAUGUGCAUAGUUAUUGAUUUGGAUAAAGAAAAUAAAGAUAACACAUUAUACGACUCUGGAAGACGGAAUAGCGUUCCACAGUUUUUUUUUUUUACUUGUUCUUUUUCAAACCUUAACUAUUUAUAGAACACGCUUUAGCAAUUAUAGUAAACUUAACCUGAUAACAGUCGGUUGAGAAAUUAACAAUUUACGCCUUAAUUUCAAAACCCGUGCAUCGCUUUUGAGGGGAAACUCGCCCCUGUCAAUAUGGCCGGUAGAUAGACACUUCAUAUUCCUUGACGUGUCUACGAAACCCGGGACCCUUGAAUAUUCGCCUCGGCGCAACAGGAAGUAAGGUUUUUUUCUUUUUGUCCUUUUCAUCGUUUUCUGCUCGUAGUGCUUAAAAAGUGAGAGGAUAUCCCGGACAUGGUUUAACUUUUUGUCAGCAUGUACUCCACCAGCCCUGUGAGUGACUUCGUAUCUCCGGAGUCAACAGUGACUACGCUUUUGUCAAGCUCUGGAGACUUUAGGACCAACCUGUUAUCACAAGAGUUCAACUCAACUUUCAGAUACAGAGAUAAGAUAUAUGAGUCAGCCUCGGCAGCUUUGGAUGCCUACAUUGCAGACUUUGACACAGGUCUGCACACUGAGUCACCAGGAACCCUGAGUCUGCCUCUGCCACAAAUUCCAUUGUCCACACCAAGAAGACCAAGAAUGAGCACACGAAGAAACAAAUAUGCUCUCAAGGAAUGUUUAACUGACAGCGAGUUGGAUUUCCUGACCCUCCCUGUCAGUUCCCUCCGUCACCGUGAUAACUAUGACAGACAUUCAAUGACAACUGAUGAACUGCUGUCCAUCCCCCGUGAUGGUUCCAUGCCUGUCACCCACACAACUGCCUUUAUCCAAGGUUGCCUGUCUAAGUCUCUACCUUCAUCCAAGCCAAGGUGCACUGAAAGGAAUAACAUAUCCCACUUAAAUUUAAGCAGGAACUGCAGCCAAUCCAGGUGUAAUCAAGAUCCUGAAGUUUCCACUUUGAAACAAGAUGUCCCCUUUGUCAGAUGCUUAACAUGUGCACACAGAGCAGUGAGGUCAGAGCAGGUAUUGCCCGUUCCUCCCGUCUGUGGCCCGUCUUCAUUGCCCUAUUUACCACGCAGGGUCACUAGGAACAAGGCAGACAUGGGGCACACUGGAAUCAGUAAUGUGUCUGCCUGGAUCCAAGACUGUGAGCCAUUACCCCCACCAGAGGUCUACUUCUCUGACAGGCUUGGUGUUGUCCCAUCAGAGGGACCAAGAAGCAGACCACCAUCUUUAGUAGACACAAAAAAUGAUGCUGGCAUGGCACCUAAUCAGGUUGACACCCAACAGAAUCUGAAAGACCUGACACUCCACUUUGCUGAACAGAUAUCUCUGAUUGCCUCAGACAGAAAGAGCUCAGACUUCUCAGAAUUUCUUUCAAAAGAUAAUCGGCUGGAGUCACUGAUCCAAAAAGCAGAUCAAGUGCUGAACUCUCUAUCUCAGAGUUUUAGAGGAGCAGAAACUCUUUCAGAUUCGGUUUGCAGUGAUUCUGUGAAUCCAUUGAAUAGUGAAGAAAUCCACCUGUCUUCGAUUUCUCAGGGUCCCUUGCUCCCUACAGACUUGACAGGCGAUGCAAACAGCAUUGAGGCUCUGUUGGAGGAAACUCCCCAGACACAGGAUUGCAGUCACAAUGGUAGCACCAACUGUAAGCAACCAGGUCCAUUGGAGGCUCUGAAACAAAUUAUGUUUAGAAUGCAGGCUGUGGAGGCAGAGCUUCACAGACAACAGAAAGCACCAAUUGCUACAACUUGCAAUAAGGAAACUCUUGGGAGGCCCGCAAUUGAAGCACAACAGACUUUAUCUGGUGCACCAUCACUGCAAAGGGCUCUGCAUCACCUCAGUCGCUUGAAACUGCUGUUGGAGGAACCAAGAAAAAAGCAUAAUGAAGAGGAGAAGGAUAUUGAUGAAGGAUGAUAUUCUUCUUUGUCUGCUGACAAACUCAUCACUUCCCAACAGUAUUGGCAUUAAAGAUGGGAAAACCUGUCAGAUGGAUAUUCGUGGACGCUGGAGGUUCUCACUGUCGUUUCAUAGUUUCACUUUAGUUUUACUUAUGUUGAGGAACUGUUGUUGCCAAAAGGAGCAGAUGAAUGAAUGUUUUUUUUUUCCCCCCCAUUUGUUUCAGAUGAAAGUGCAAUACAACACAGCAGGUGAUACCCAUCAGUACACAAGUGCAUCAUACCAAAUGUGUAUUGAAGGCAACAAAGUGAUAAAACAAUCUGGUCUGUAAAUGGAAUAAUAAUAUUUUGAAUGCAUAACUACACUGAGGUGAAUUAUUUCAAUGUACAGUAAGUGGGUUUGUUCAGCAGAGAUGUAACCUUUUAAAAAUCCUUUUGUACAUAGGUUAAAAUACAUAAAAUAGCAUUUCCCAGCCCACCAUUAAAGUGGCAGUUUUUUAAAUCCUAUUGUUUAUAUGUAUUGGUUUAUUAUUUCAACUAUAUAUUUAUCCAGGGCGCUGCAUGGUGGCACAACUAGUUAGAGCGUUGCCCUCACAGUUUGGAGGACUGGGGUUCAAUCCCGGCUCCCCCGUGUAGAGUCUGCAUGUUCACCCCUUCGCUGCAUGGGUUUUCUUCGCCCACUCCGGCUUCCUCUCACAUCCCAAAAACGUGCAUUAAUUGGACAUGCGAAAUUGCCCCUAGAUGUGAUUGUGAGUCCAACUGUUGUCCGUCUCCAUGUGCCCUGUGAUUGGCUGGCAACGAGUUCAGGGCCCACCCCACCCACCAAAACUUCAUACUUUUCAGCAGCAUGUUGGCAUCCAUAGAUUCAGAUGAAUCAACAGAAUCUUUCAUAAUGUCGAAGUCCAAAUAAUUCAUGAGCUGAACAGUAAAUUGUGGUCUACAGUUGGACGCCCCAAAACUAAUUUAUAUAGGCUUUUAGGUUUAUUUUUAGCCAGUUAUUUAAAAGAUAUACUGUGUAUGUAAGCUUGUUCCUUGGCAAAUCCAAGGACCCCUGAAAGGAAACGGCAACAUUAAUCUACCUACUACUACAGUGAAGAAAAUAAGUAUUUGAACACCCUGCUAUAUUGCAAAUUCUCCCACUUAGAAAUCAUUCUGAAAUUUUCCUCGUCGGUGCAUGUCCACUGUGAAAAAGAUAAUCUAAAAAGAAAAAUCCAGAAAUCACAAUGUAUUAAUUUUGAUACGGCUGCAAAUAAGUAUUUGAACACCUGUCUAUCAGCUAGAAUUCUGACCCUCAAAGACUUGUUAGUCCGCCUCCACCUCCAAUCCAUGUAUUAUCCUGAAUCAGAUGCACCUAUGUGAGGUCGUUAGCUGCAUAAAGACACUUGUCCACCCCAUACAAUCAGUAAGACUCAUACUUGUAACAUGGCCAAGACCAAAGAGCUAUCCAAAGACACCAGAGACAAAAUUGUACAACUCCACACGGCUGGAAAGGGCUACGGAGAAAUUGCCAAGCAGCUUGGUGAAAAAAGGUCCAGUGUUGUAGCAAUCAGAAAAUGGAAGAAGCUAAACAUGACAAUCGAUCUCAAUCGGAGUGGAGCGCCAUCCAAGAUAUCACCUCGUGGGGUCUCAGUGAUCCUUAAAGGUGAGGAAUCAGCCCAGGACUACACAACAGGACUUGGUCAAUGACCUGAAAGAGCUGGGACCACCGUUUCCAAGAUGACUGUUGGUAAUACACUAAGACCUCAUGGUUUGAAAUCAUGCAUGGCAUGGAAAGUUCCCUUGAUUAAACCAACGCAUGUCAAGGCCGUCUUAAGUUUGCCAAUGACCAUUUGGAUGAUACAGAGGUGUCAUGGGAGAGUUUUGUGGUCAGAUGAGACCAAAAUUGAACUUUUUGGUAGGGGUGACCUAGGGAGCAGCCACAGGCCAUGACAGGAAAGCCCCAAAGGCAAGCGGUCAUCUCCCAUGGCCCAGAUUCAGGAGUACCGCCAUGAAGCAGUCAUUGCCCCUACCCUCUGUACUGCUGUACCCACCACCGCCCCCUGAGUGGUAUGGCACAUUAAAAUCUGCAGAGGCCAGUGAAGGAGGGGAGGAUUACAUUGUAUAAUCGGUCGACAGCCUCCACCUAGAGUCCUAUCUUAUUUGGUUGACCUCAGCAUCUGUUAAUCUUAUGUUUUGGACCUGUGCAGUGGUCAUCCAUCCAUUGUUUUAGCUGCUUAUCCUCACAAGGGUCAUGGGACUUUGCAAUGUCAUUGCUGAAAAUCCUUGUGAGGUGGAUCACGAGUCAGUCAUGCUCGUUCGUUGAAUACAGAAGAUUUUCAAUAAAUUUGCACAACUGUCUGAAAAUGUUUUUACUUUGUUAUUACAGGGUAUUUUAAGUAUAUAUUUUCUAAAAAUGAAAACUACUCAAAUAAGCUUUAGAAUAAGUCUAACAGCGAAGUGUGGAAAAAGUGAAGGGGCGUGAAUACUUUCUGGUGGCACUCCAUCCAUCCAUCCAAUCUUAUACACAACACUUCUAAAACAUCCCUGGGAUGUGCAAUGAUUUUAAUUGUUGUAAUUGUUGAAUU
Messenger RNA from Syngnathoides biaculeatus (alligator pipefish), 4662 nucleotides. RefSeq names its product chromosome 17 C18orf54 homolog (gene c17h18orf54). Lineage: Eukaryota; Metazoa; Chordata; Actinopteri; Syngnathiformes; Syngnathidae. Bases 576 to 2117 code for a protein of 513 amino acids. The transcript has 15 exons. The record is from RefSeq and is a predicted model, not a curated record.